Messenger RNA from Myiozetetes cayanensis, 589 nucleotides. It is a transcript of the gene FGFBP3, whose product is annotated as fibroblast growth factor binding protein 3. The transcript has a single exon. NCBI's taxonomy places the organism in Eukaryota, Metazoa, Chordata, Aves, Passeriformes, Tyrannidae. Gene Ontology annotation, biological process: cell-cell signaling. The coding region runs from base 17 to 517 and encodes 166 amino acids. Gene Ontology annotation, molecular function: growth factor binding. The record is from RefSeq and is a predicted model, not a curated record.
UCCCGCGGCGCCGAGGAUGAAGAUGCCGCUGGCGCUGCUGGCCCUGGCCACCCUGGGGGCCGCCGCCGCCGUCGGGGCUAGCCGGGAGGAGGCGCGGGAGGGCCGGUUCUCCACGCCGGAGCAGCAGCGGUGCCGCUGGGAGCUGCGCUCGGCCGCGGGGGCCAGCGAGCUGCGGCUGAGCUGCCGGGCUGCGGGCGGCGGGGCGGCGCGGAGCUGCGCCUACCGCGGGGAGCCGCGGCUCUGCCCGGCCUACGGCACCCGCAGCCACCAGUACUGGCGGCAGAUCCUGUCCCGGCUGCGGCGGCGGCUCCAUCCCUGCGCCCCGGGAGCGCCGCUCAGCGCCCGCCUGUGCGGGCCGGGCCGGGCACCGCCCGAGGCGCAGCUCCGCCUGCUGCCCGACUCCGGCCCGGCCACGCCGGCCCCCGCCCCGCAGCCCACCGAGGACGCCGCGGAGACCUACUGCGCCGAGCGGUGGCACUCUCUGUGCAGCUUCUUCGUCGGCUUCUGGGAGGGCUGAGCUGCCCCGGCCCGCGUGAGGGAGCGGGUCCGCCCGUCCCCUGCGCCAGGAUGCUCCCGGCAUCGCCUGCCC